CAAACACUUUGACAGAUAAAAAUUUGUUGUUAAAAGGAAUUUUUGUGUGAAUAAAAUUUUCCGUGGGAAAUGCCUGAACCUAACACUGUCAACUGGCUGGCUGCAUACCGGCCUGAUUCCUGCUACUCCAUCUCCCGUAUUAUGAAGAUGACAUACAUCCCCCUUCCCCAGAGCUGAAAUGGACAGUGACGGAAUGGUGGCCGUUGUACGAGGACUGGGUAACUCCGGCCUGACAGUAACGUUGCUUGACGGAUGCCGACAAUACACUCUGCAACCCGAAGCCACCAAUGAGACGCGACAAACAUCAGCGCAGUGUCAUGACGCAGUUCGUAGUGAUAACUGUGCCCAAGCCACUGAUGGCAGAUAUGCCAGCACGUACAGGAUGACGCAUUGCCAUGUGAACCCAACGUCGCCUCAGAUAGAGGUGACAGAGUUCCCACCACAACGAGCUGAAUUAUGUCCAGGUCAAGGAAAUUUUGAGAUUGGUGGUAACGGCAGUGGAGAGAAGUACCACGCGAAGAAGUCAACCACAUUUAGGGGCGGGAUGAGUUGGCCUGAUAAAGGUUCAGUUUUCGCAUCUCGUCCCUCGGUGCAGCCGGACUCCUUCGCCAGUUCACUUCGGAAAUAUCCAAGUAUGUCCCCCGAGAGGUCUUCAGAGAUUUUGGAGCGAUUAGUUUCUUUUGCACAGAAUAGAAGUGGUAUCAAAUCCAAAUCGUCAUCACCAACGCGCACCGUUGAGUCGGACAGUCAAAACAUCAAUUUGGAAUCUCGACGGAAACUAGUACCCGAUCCUGAAAUUAAUCUUAGAAGACGCCCAGAAGAGUCGCCAACAAGAGAUGGUAGACGAGAGGAGUCGUGGCGAAGAAAUACAUUUUGUAGAAGCCAUGAUAUCAGAUAUUUAAGAGAAGUUACCAAAGCUGUAAGAGAAGGGAUACGAUCGCAUAAUUAUCCAGAAAGAUUGAUUCCAAAACGUGACACUACCCCGGAAAGAAAAAACACAAAGACUCGAAAUUCUGUGAAUAUGGAAAUACAAGCCGCGGUACAAAUGGUCUCCCGUGAAGUAACCACUUUGCCAACCAAAAAACCAUCUCAAAGAAAUAUAGCGAUAUCACAAACGCCAUCCAAGUCAGACGACCCAGAAGGUAAUCAAGAAUACUCAAAACACAUUCAAACAAAACCAUUUAAUAUAAAUCGCAUUAAAAGGAGUCUAUCAGACGAAGAACUUAGGAGAGAUGAUUUUCAUAAAAGAAUCGGAUAUAAAAAGUUUAAGAAUUAUAGACCAAAUUUAAGUAACAUUUUCUAUACAGAAGUAACUAAAACAAUUGAUGAAGAUUUUGCUGAAGUUUUAGAUGAUUGGCUCAGUAUUAUUCCUUUAAAACCAAUUGAUUACUUCGGAAGACAGAUAGACAAGGAAUAUAUUUUUUAUGAUUUAUUCGAACGGUUGAAGAAGACGUCAAGUAGCUUACCAGAUCAUAAUAGAAGAGAGAAAAUUAAAAAUGAUGUUAUUGAACUUCUGAAUGAAUAUCCGGUAGAUUUCAAGGGAAAUAAACUAACGUUUUUCAGUAAAUUGGCGGAUAUACUUAUAGAUAAAAUUAAAAAUUUACGCAGAAAUGUACGAAGCAGUUUGAAUAGCUUGUAUGAUUUCCCUAUAAUGAAGAAAAGAUAUAUUCCGCCAACGGAAAGUGAAUUACGAAGUUUCUUGGUGUUAGAAGUUGAGACAUUUGUCAAUAGAGUGGGUUUAAUGCUUGGUCGGUAUACAUUGCUUGCAUUAGAAGAAGAGUUAUUAGAUAUAUUAAUCGUAUUUAUGGAUAAUCUUCAUUCAAGCGAUGACGAGUCGUUCAAACAAGAUGUUAUUGCUACACUUGUUGAUCACGGAUUUUCGGAACUUCAAGCAACGCGAUUUGCACAAGUUUUGGUUAGACAUCUCAAAGAAACAUUUAUUAAUACAGAGAAAACUAGACCGGGAUUGGUUGUAAUGCCUAGUUUGGUGACACGUAAUAAAACCCAGUCAGAUUCACUAGAAGAAUACACUAAACACCUUUGUGAACAAAUCAAUGAAUGGCUAACCUCGAUAGAAGCAAUAUUACCACGGAUUAAUGAAAGGGGAUUCAGACAAGUGGUAGUCAACGAUUUAGCAGGAGAUAUUAUAGAUAGACAUAAGUAUUUAGAAAUGAAUCCUUCGACUUCGGAAAAUGAGUUGGAGUACUUGAAAUAUCAAAUCUUCAAAUGGAUAAAUAAACUUGCAAAUGAAGACACGUUACGUCCAAGUGAACAUGCCCCAGAUUUAAUGAGGAGGAUUCAAAAUAUUCCCAUACCGACAUCGAGAUUUAGUCACACCCAAACAAAUAAAUCCCUCGCUUGUCCGGAAGAAUCGUGCUCAAUGCAAACUAUAGAACCAUACAGAAAUGAAAUCAACGCUACCAGGACGAAUGCCAAUAUUAAAACUGCAAGUAUAGAAGCACCUCAUAUCCCGAAUAAUUUAAUGUCAAAGAUAGAUAGGAUAAACAAUGACUAUGAGCAGUUUGUGAGGGAGUGGGUACUAAAGAUACCUAUUCAAACGUCAACACCUGAAGAAGCUGCAUUAGCGGAAAAGGCAAGAUUGGGAAUUAACAACGGUCUCUGGAAAGCCAUAACAAAGUUGAAAUGUGAUCCGUCUAUUGUUGGAAACAGAUUUUAUUUGGAAGAUCUUCUAGAUGAUGAAAUUGAAGAGUUAUUAAACUGUCUUCCACAGUCGCAAGAGCUUUUGUCUAAGAAAAAUCUACUUAAGUUGGAACUCAUCGAUAAAACGACGGAGACGAUAGAACGUAUUCGUGCUGAAACAGCUAAAAAUUAUCGUCAACAACUUCAGCAUAAUGUCGAUUUUUGUCUGCAAGAAGCUGGUCUUAGUGUUGGAUUGGAUAGUUCCGAAAUGGCUCGUGAAGAAUUGGAAGUAAUGAGAAUAGUUGAACUUUUCAUUUUACAAACAAAAUUUAGGGACGAUGAUGUUGCCAAGUCAGAAGUUUACAGAAAGAGGCUACUCCAGCAAGCGAAACUAUUGAUAGACGAUAUAAAACGAGUCCAUCACGGACAAACUAAUAUUAAUUACGCAGUAAUUGUAUCAAAUAUCGUUAAUUCACUACAACAAGUCCCGAUACCAGGAGAUAACACAGUCAAUGAAGAAGUUGACAAUAUUUUAAUGGAAUCUGAAGUGGAACGCUGGUUCAACGACUUACCUAUAUUCAGAGACUUUAACAACCCAGUGGAAAAAUUGCAAUGGAAGAAACAAACUGACAACUUAGCUAAGCGAAUCGGAGAAAUAAGAACUACAGUAUCUGCCGAUAUGCGUGAGAAUGUUUUGCGGAAUCUAAUUUCGAAUUUCAUAGACAAAACUCCAAUACAUAGAGAUGAGAUGUUCAAUAAAGAUUUUAUGGUGGAUGAACUGGUUAAUCGAAUAAAAAAAAUUGAUCAGUCUACUCUAGAUGAUCCUGGAGAUUUUAAAGAGUUUUGUCGAAGCGCUCCUCCGAGUUCUAGUUAUGAUAAGUUUUUGAGGUUCGAACAUGAACACUUGAACGAUGAAUCUGUUAACUAUGACGCGUUUACUAAUCGAAAACCUUUGAGUUCUUCCUUGAGAGAUUCUCAAAACGACUCGUAUAGAGAAUUUGCAGCGUCGAGACCUAAAAGCUCGAGCCUCAAAGAGGAUAAAACUAUACAAAACGACCAGAUUCCACAAAUAAACAUACAACCUGCUACUCCAGACUGCUGUAAGGGCCGUGCGCAAUCAGAUAAGAAAUCUGCGGAAAUGGGAAGACAAAGGAAUUUCCUCAGUUCAUCCCGAGGAAUCGUUUUUAAAGAAGACAACCCUAGUCCAGGUAUUAAAGAAGAUGCAAAAAAUGAGAAUCUAAUAGCGUCCGAAUGUCAAACUAUUUACGCAAAAGUAGCAAGUUUCGAAGUUGGUGAUGUCGAGUUAAGUCAAGACGGUAGGCAGAGGACCGUUGCUACAAAUACUAAAAGCGGAAAGCGAUGUAUCAAUUUCGAUGAACUUCAAUGUAGGUGUAUCGAACGCUUUCUACGCAAGCGUUUUCGUUUUGAGGAUCUAAAUGAUGUGUCCUGUUUCCCUUUUAUGUUUCCUUGUCCUUGUUUCUAUUAAAUUGAUUAAUGUUUUUUUGUAUCGUCACUUAAUUUUAUAUGAAUUGAAGACACUUUUAUAUUAUUAUUCUAUAUUCAGUCUGUUUUUUGUUUUACGUCUGU
Molecule: messenger RNA, 4227 nt
Organism: Pieris brassicae (large cabbage white)
Lineage: Eukaryota; Metazoa; Arthropoda; Insecta; Lepidoptera; Pieridae
Exons: 13
Coding region: 179-4126 (1315 amino acids)
Source: RefSeq, a predicted model, not a curated record